Ilex paraguariensis (yerba mate) is the source of this 426-nucleotide messenger RNA. NCBI's taxonomy places the organism in Eukaryota, Viridiplantae, Streptophyta, Magnoliopsida, Aquifoliales, Aquifoliaceae. The record is from the annotation of a GenBank genome assembly.
AUGAGGUGCUCUCUCUGUGAAGGCGACGAAGAACACCGCAAAGAAGAUGAAUGGGAUAGUCAGAGAGCAAUUAUCACAGGAGCUUCAAGGAAUGCUUGUGGCCUUGCCGAAGCUGAAGCCGAAGCCGAAGCCCAGAGACAUCCAGCAAUAAAGGCUUGCGAAAUUGGUACUUCAUUGUUGCAGGCAAAAGGAGUGAGACCUAGGGCUCCUGAGAAUGGGAGGUGGGGGGGUAAGGAAUUCUUGCAAGCCUUAGGAGUAGAAUGGUGUGGUAGUGCGGAGUUGAGAGCCCUAUGGAUUACCUGGAUUCCUCCAAUUAAUGGUUGGUUGAAGUUAAAUUGGAUGGGGCAUUUAAGGGUGGUGGAAGAAGAUAGAGGAGAAAGGCUUAGAUUGUGGAGGGCGACAGAGAUGAUUAGAAAGGCUUGUUGA